CCCUCCCCAGCAGCCUCGGAGAUCAGUGCUUUUGUUCUUAAGUGCGGCUCAUUAGACCCUGGCUGUGUGCCUGACACUGGGCCUACUGCUUUAAGAAGAAAUCACAGGCCCCCUUUGCAGCCUGCGAUAUGCCAGACUCCAUCAUGAGGUGCUCUGAGGGAGAUAGGAUCACUUCUGUUUUGUAAGUGAAGAAACUGAGGCUCAAAAGAAUGAGGAUCCAGUGAGAGAAUCAUCUUGACAAUGCUUUGGAAAGUGUUCCUGCUGGAGGAAGUGCAGGGAAAACAGUCAACAAUUAACAGACAGAGGCCAGGUGGGAUGCCGAUGGUGACAAAGGAGGGACGGGGUUGGGGUGCUGGAGUCCGGAGAGGUUUGUGAUUUGAACUAGAGAGGGUGGGGAAGGCCUGGCUGAGAAGGCGGCACCGCUUCUGAUUCUGAACCUUUCUGUAAUCUACACAAAAGUCAAGGACAUGGGUAUGAUUAGUCAUCCCGAAGAAGGACAAAGAAAUCAAGCCCCAAGAAUGAGUCCAAGGUCAAACGGCUGGGACGUGGAGGAACUGAAAUCUGAGCUCAGUCGUCUAGCCCGUGCUUGCCACCACCACACCGUACUGGGCGCCGAGAGAAAAAGAGAGGACGGAAUGCAAGGGAAAAGGGAAAAAAGGGCGUAUGGGGGCCUUGCGAUGGUGGCCAUCUGUUUUCCAAACUGAAAAUCAGGACACGACCUGAAAAGAUUUUCCUGUUGCUCAUAAUGAGAGUGGCCGUCUGGGAGAGGCAGUUUGGAUGCUGGCCCGAAGGGUGGGAUUUCUGAGACAUUCCAGUGGCUUUUGGGCUCACGAGGCAGUCCAAGGGUAAGGCAUUGCCAUGGCAACCCCAGCCUGGCCUGGGGGCCAAGAGCCUGGUGCAGGGCCACAUGGCAGAGAAGCUGAGCCGGGCACAGGCCCAAGAUUCUGCAGGCCAAGGGGGUGGCCAAGGCUGAGGAGGAGGUGGAGAGGGGAGAGGGGUACGACCUGGCACCCGUGCUCUGGGCCGACUGGGAGGCUACGCUGGCAGAUUCCCAGAAGCCCCCUGGCAGGAGUCUCUGAGGCUUAUGGGGCAAGAACCCAGGCUUUCCUGUUAGACAAGUCUCAUUUGAAUCCUUCCUCUCUCUGGCCCUGGGCAAGUCACACAACUCUGAUGAGCUUGUUUCCCCAUCUGCAAAAUGGGGCUAAGAACUCAUCUCUAAGGAGAGUUGCGAGGAUGAUCCUGCUGGGAUCCUUCAGCAGCCGUGGCUGGUGCACUGCAGACUCAGUCCAUGGUCACUGCGGUUUCCCUCCACCCGGCAAGGCGCUGGGGGCAUGCCAGGAUGGUAAGUCGGGUGGGAAACGGAUGACCUGGCCAGCCAGGGCCGUCGCAGAUUCCCAGCCAAGCCCUGCAUGUGGGCUGCGGCUUGGUCAGCAACACAAGAACAAUACCCUUCCCAAACAGCCAGGCCCACAGUGCAAACCCUGCCCCCCUCACCCUCCUCUCUUCACUACAGCCCCAGUGCCCUGCUUCAUAAGCCUCUCCCCUGGGGGCUCCAGGACCCAAACGUCCUCUGUGCCGGUGGGCAGUGGAGCAGAGACAUCCCUUUGUUCCUGCCAGGUGACACCUUCCCUGUUGUCUGAGACUUUCAGCAAACUGCUGCUCCCACUAGUCCUUAAAGAAAGGAAAGAACCAGAAGGAACUUCAAAGGCUUUUGCCUUCCACCCUCCCCAAUACCUCUUCUGUGGACUGAGCUGCACCCCUCUGGCCACUGCCAGGGCAGAGUCAAGGGCAGCUGGAAUUCCCGCCCCACCAAACCUCUACCAAUAAUUCACCACCGUGCGGCCUUGAGCAUCCUCUCUGGGCCUCCUUCCCUUCAUUUGUAGAGUGGGGAUUUAGACUAGAUGGUCUCUACAGUCUAGUCCUGACCCCUAAGGGAUUACAUUCCUCCACUCCUUCAUCCAUGUGCUCCCUCAUUCACAGCAUUUACCACUUUUUGACACUGCGUCUGUUCUGUUUGUCCACUGGCUGCCUUC
Molecule: messenger RNA, 2033 nt
Organism: Mustela erminea (ermine)
Lineage: Eukaryota; Metazoa; Chordata; Mammalia; Carnivora; Mustelidae
Source: RefSeq, a predicted model, not a curated record